Molecule: messenger RNA, 1982 nt
Organism: Sinocyclocheilus grahami
Lineage: Eukaryota; Metazoa; Chordata; Actinopteri; Cypriniformes; Cyprinidae
Product: palmitoleoyl-protein carboxylesterase notum1a-like
Exons: 13
Coding region: 1-1194 (397 amino acids)
Biological process (GO): negative regulation of canonical Wnt signaling pathway; protein depalmitoleylation
Molecular function (GO): palmitoleyl hydrolase activity
Source: RefSeq, a predicted model, not a curated record
AUGGCUGAUCUUACACUCACAGCUUCGGGGUACUACCUGAAAGAGUCCAAAGGAAGCAGAAGGUGGUUAAUAUUUCUGGAGGGUGGCUGGUUCUGCUUCAACAAAGAGAACUGUGACAGCAGAUACGAGACCAUGAGGAGGCUCAUGAGCUCCUCCAAAUGGCCACAAACCAAGACAGGCACAGGAAUACUUUCUUCGCUUCCAGAGGAAAACCCACACUGGUGGAAUGCCAACAUGGUGUUCAUCCCAUAUUGCUCAAGUGAUAUAUGGAGUGGAGCCACACCAAAAACUGAUCAAAAUGACUAUGCGUUCAUGGGUUCACUGAUCAUAAAGGAAGUUGUAAAGGACCUGCUCACCAAGGGUCUGGAUAAUGCUAAGAUACUUCUGUUGGCUGGAAGCAGCGCGGGUGGCACUGGGGUGUUGCUGAAUGUGGACCCAGUAUCUGAGCUUCUGGAGGAGUUGGGUCACAUAAACAUCCAGGUCAGGGGUCUGUCUGACUCUGGCUGGUUCUUGGACAACAAACAAUACCGCUGCACUGACUGCGUGGACACCAUCAACGGUGCCCCCACUGAGGUCAUCAAGAGAGGAAUCAAAUACUGGGGCGAUGUGGUACCAGAACGAUGCCGACAGGCUUAUGAAGGAAAAGAAUGGAACUGCUUCUUUGGAUAUAAAGUUUAUCCUAUCAUUAAACGCCCUGUGUUUAUAGUGCAGUGGCUGUUUGAUGAAGCCCAGCUAACGGUAGACAACAUUCAUCUGACGGGACAGCCGGUUCAAGAAGGACAGUGGCGUUAUAUUCAGAAUCUAGGGACUGAGCUGAGGAACACUCUGAAGGAUGUCCCUGCCAUCUUUGCUCCUGCUUGCCUUUCGCAUGAAUUCAUAACAAGAAAUUACUGGACAGACGUCCAAGUCAAAGGCACGUCUUUACCCAGAGCGCUCCACUGCUGGGACCGCAGUCUACAAGAAAACAGCCGAAAUAAUAAAUCCCCUUCCAAAGGCUGUCCCGUGCACUUGAUCGACAGCUGUCCAUGGCCUCACUGCAACCCGACGUGCCCGACGAUCCGAGACCAGUCGACGGGACAGGAGAUGAACGUAAUCCAGUUCCUCAUGCACAUGGGCUUUGAUGUACAGAAGAUGGCCCAUCAGCAGGGCAUGGACCCAAGUAAGCUACUGGGCAUGCUCAGCAGCGGCAGCUAAAUACCAUGGAAGGACUCGCUCCCGGUUGGGACCGUGAUUCCCAUCAGUCCGUUUGAUACCUCCAACUCCACACUCGCCUCAGCUUUGACCUCAGGCUAAGCCCUGCAUUUAGUCGGGGCUCUGUGCCAACUCUCUAUGGGCUUCUGUCUCCAGAUCUCCUCAUUAAUGAUCAGUUGGUUUCCAUUUUGCUCCAGUCUACACUAUUAUCACUGAGCAGCUUGGAGAUGGAGACGCCCAAAAUGAAAAAAAGAUUUGGAACAGAGCCCUUGUCAGAUAAACCAUGGGCUGCUGACUGUUUAAUGGUUCCCAACACAACACGGUACAAAUGAAAGUACUGAAGAACCAUGUAACCAGGACAAUGUACACCAGCAUCUUUGCUCUUAAUUUAUAUUUUGGUUAUAAAAGUAUCACGAAUGUAAUCCAGUUUUACGGAUCUUCAGCAUUGUUGUUUGCUUUUUUUUUUUACCAAUAUAGUAAGCCACAGUUUAUUAGAGUUUUAUGUGUCCAUUCAGUGGAAGUAAAUACAGAGAGCAAGAGAACAUAGAUUAUCGAUUAUAGUUUAUAAAUUGAGUUUACGAAGUACAUAUAAAAUAUAUGGAUCUACUAAAGAAUCUUAAAAACAGGAAUUUCGGAACAGGCAGACAUGGGAUCACCUACUCUAAACCCAACAUCUUUCUUGGGGUAUGGCUAAGUUAUGAUAAAAUGUCAUCAUAAUAGUUAAGGAAUAGUCAGCCCUGUAAUAAAUUGUCACCAUUUACUUAAUUCCCAUGCCACUGAAAACAUGAAUU